UGUCAACAAAACACAGAAACAACGUGUCCGUUUCGACGUAGUAUUACAAUUUUUAACAACAAUAUACACUUUACUGACACGAUUGGUGACUGGAAUAGUAUUUAGUUUACUUAAUUGUACAACCCCCCUCUUUAGAGCCAACAUGGUAGCGGCGUAUGGUCUUCUUCCUGUCAACGCCGCACGCGUGUGGGUCAACGCCACAUUGUAGUCCUCGCUUUUUAUUAUUAUAAUGGAAUUAAGUCAGCAAGUACCGCGCAAAAGUUUUAUAUGUUCAUUCUCUGACUGCCAUGCAUCGUACAACAAAGCAUGGAAACUAGAUGCUCAUAUUUGCAAGCACACAGGGCUGAAACCAUUUGUGUGUGAACAUGACGGCUGUGACAAGUCAUUCUGCGACAAGUACCACCUUGCUCGGCACCAGUUGAGCCACAGUGGAGAGAGACCCUUUAGAUGUACAGUAGAUGGAUGCACAGAGGCCUUCACCACAAAUUACAAUUUGAAGAAACAUGUUAAUCGCAAACACAACCAUGAUGAGGAGAAACUGUAUGAAUAUGUGUGUAGCUUUGAGGGAUGUGGGAAAGUGUUCAGGAAGAACAAUCAGCUCAAGUCACAUGAGUGCCAGCAGCACACCAAACUACCUCCCUUUCAGCUUUAUAGCUGUACCUUUGAGGGCUGCGAGAAACAAUUCACUUUCCCCAACAAACUACGGCUUCACGAGAAGGUGCACAGAGGCUACCCCUGUGAAAAAGAUGGCUGUUCUUUCAUCGGAAAGACCUGGACUGAGUAUACUAACCAUAGGAGAGACGUACACAGAGCACUUUUUCAGUGUAAUGAGUGCAACAAGGUGUUUCGUGACACCUGGUUCCUGAAGCAGCACCAGCGUGUCCACGCAGAGGAGCGCCAGGUGUUUAUCUGUCCCAGGGAGGGGUGCCAGAGGUCCUUCACUACGCCAUUCAACCUGCAAAGCCACAUCGGCUCUUUCCAUGAGGAGCUACGGCCUUACACCUGCCCCCAUGAAGACUGUGGAAAGACCUUUGCCAUGAAGCAAAGCUUACAACGCCACAGUGUUGUCCACGAUCCAGAAAGGAAGAAACAGAAGAAACCCCGACCCAAGCGAUCCCUGGUUUCCAGACUGAGUGGUUACAAGGCCAAGAAUAACAGUCGUCCAAAACCUCAUGCAGCUUUGCAAUCAGAAUCCAUUGCAAGGGGUCAGUCAGAGCAAACGAACACUGUUGGAUCAGAGCCUAUUAGCCUGGUAUCCCUUCUUCAGGACACAGUCUUUUGCAACUCUGGUUAAGAAAUCAAACUGUGACCAUCUGACCGGAUUUUGCCAUAUGGCAGUAUUACUUUCAGUGCCAAUUAGCGUAAAUUUACUCCAGACAACCCCCCCCUCUCAUAAAAAACAUGAUAUUGCCUUCGCUAGUUUAGUUCACUGUGCGUAGAUCUUUAAUUUGUACUUGAGCUCAUAAGUUUACACGCACAACUGUUCAGUUUGAUUGUAUUAAGUUAAGUGCUGUAGGUGACGUGUUGGGCAUGGUGGGCUGUGAGCUGGUAUCAGGAUGGUGCUGCGGCAACUGUUCAUUUCUUUGACUUCCUUCGCAGAUGGACACAGGAUGAACAUGGCAGCUCUUCCAUAUUGGAUGAAAAAAAACAUAAAAUUAUGGAAUGCGUUUGGGUCUUUGCGUGUCAAAAAAGAUACAUUUCAAAUAACACUUUGACGCAUUAAAUAAGAUUUUAAUUUGACACGUCAAUUAACUAAAUUCUAUUAUUUGCACGUGCAAGCCAAGCGCCACCACUACUAUCAGUAGCACUGUCAAAGUUGUACAAAAAGAGUCUGCAACCAAGCACACGCAGGCCACGAACGAUGCGUUUACAAGUACCGCGUUGGUAAUAAGGCAUUAUUUGUUCGACCGCUACUUCUGGGAUAGCUAGCUAGCACCAAUACAACCAGCCUGAAAACAAUGACCAGUAGAAACUGCAGUCAUUUUAAAUUAUUCUUAACAAUGAUUUAGGAAUCCUUGUAAGUUUAAGCUUCGGUAUCCAAUUGUUCGCCUAUUGGAACUGAACUUAAGUUCAUGAAAAUAAAUAGCUAGCCAACUACUUAAUUAACCCUGUUGCCCAAAGCUAACGUUAUAAGCAGCCAGCUAGCUUAAUCUGGCCAGUAAAGCUCAACCGGACCGGGUUAUGUGUUGUGAAGCUAGCCACAAUAGGAUUAGGCACAAUAAUGGAAUAUGCUGUUUGCCUUCAAAAUAAAAGUACCUCUGAAAGUGAUGCAGAAGGUUACAAUUGGUGGAAUCAUAUCUAGUCUAAUAUUUAGACUAGAUCAUGUUAAACAAGGUUGUAAUGUGAAGCAAUGAAAUGGGAUAUCAGUCUACUUGGUGACACCCACAACACAACUGUGAAGAGUUUACGCAAAUAUUAGCGUUGUAGCUCUUACCGUGUGACUGAAAUCACCUCCCCGGUCAGCCUAUUGUGUGUAUUGAAAUUCAUAUUGCUCUGUAGAGCUUUACCUAAGGAUUGGGGAUCAAUGAAAUUGGGGAUCUGUUUACUCAAUACCCAAUAUUUUUUUCCCCCAACGUUUCCCAAUCAGACUCCAAAACAUCCAUGCAGUAUUGUUUUUCCUAGGGAAUAAUGUUCAAUACACCAUAGGAGGUUGACAAUAAAUGUGGCUCAAUUCAGUUGUCUCGCAAUAAGAGCUACAAUGCUAAUGUUCUCUGGGUGUCACGGAGUAGACUGAUACCCCAUGCCAUUGAUCCACAGUGAAAUAAGUAUAACCCCAAUGCAAGUCUAAUACAUCCAGUGUGAUUUCAAAAGAUUUGUCAAAUUAUUGUAUUUUGUUGAUUUUAUAUAACAUUCCAACCUCGUGCAUAAUGAUCUAUUCAAUUAUGGCAUAAUUAUACAAGUUGUAUUCAUUUGCGUCACUGUCAAUAACAUACUUUAAUUUUGAAGGCUAACCGCAAAGUCCACUAUUGUGGCUAAUCCUUAUUGUGGCUAGCUUCACAGGUGGGUCUCGACGACCAUUAAUCAAUAAGAACGGUUUUAUAAAUUAGGGUUAUUUUCGAUGACACCUAGCUAUAGAUACUGAAACAGAUGUCGUUUUGCUAUGUUUUUGGGGAAGAACAUUGUUUGCGUCAUCAGCUAGCUAGCUUUUUUUUUAUGACCAGCACUGUAGGUGCGCGAGACAACUUUACCAGCAUCAGAGCAUACGUAUUGAUGAACCGUUGUGACAUAUCAAACACAAUUGAGAGUGUAAUGGAUGUGUAAUAACUACAUACAAAAUUAAUGAACGUGUUAAAUUGUGUGACGUGCAGUCAUAUUCAGGUCCUGAUUGGUCAACAAGCUUAUUUGACAUGUUAAAUAGUGUUAUUUUACGUAUCUUUUUUGACACGCGAAGACCCAAACCGCGUUCCAUAUAGAAAUACAACAUUAACAUUUGGCUUAUUCCGCAUUUGCACAUCUCAGGAAAAUCAACAUGGAGUCCUUGUACAGACAAUAGGGCACACUCCUUUUUCUGUCCACAAGAAUACAUUUGUAUUUAUUUAUGCAUGUCUGAGCCUAGUUUGUUGCUAACGAGUCUCUGUUCUGCCAAAGGAAAGUUGUUGUACAUAUACAGAAUUGAAUGUGUAUUUUUGCAAUAAAAAGAGACUUAAAACCAA
Molecule: messenger RNA, 3653 nt
Organism: Oncorhynchus kisutch (coho salmon)
Lineage: Eukaryota; Metazoa; Chordata; Actinopteri; Salmoniformes; Salmonidae
Gene: gtf3aa
Product: general transcription factor IIIAa
Exons: 9
Coding region: 230-1294 (354 amino acids)
Cellular component (GO): nucleus
Source: RefSeq, a predicted model, not a curated record